AGCUUUAUCUUUCUUUCUUUAACUCUGAUUAAGUUCUAGAAUUGAAUUGUUGUUUCUGCAGAGUUUUGGUGGCUUAUGUGCAUUGAUGUGUAUGAAGCUGGUUUCGAACAAGUUGUUUGUCAAAACGAAGAGUACCACAAGAGAUUCCUGAAGAUAUUGAGAUUGUUCAUGAACUUGUGAAUUGAGGGGUGAGGAGAAAGGGCCAAAACAUUCUCUAAUUGGCUACAUUGAAAACUAACAAGAUGUAUGUAUGUAAACGUCAAGCUAGUGGUGGAAACAGCUUCUCGGAUUUCGAGUAUUAGGCUUUCGGUGACGAAUGAGUGUAUAUGCAUUCGGGUCUUUGUGAUGCUGGGAGACAAGUUCUUGAUCAUUUUUGGGGAAUGAUAAAUGGGAAAAAAAAAGCCUCUCUUUUGAUGAUCUCUGUUUUGAUCAUUUGUAGUAGCCACUGGUUUGUGUCGUGUGGAUGUGGGUUUCUUGUUUAUACCUUCAUUGAGGAUUGAGUAGAAAAGAAAGAAUAAUGAAUAAGAAUGUCUUUGCUUUUUGAGCUCACUUUCAUGGACAUGAACAUGAAGAUCUUCUUAUAAGCGACCAACAGUAAGUAUAUAUACUAAAUAUGUUUUCAUAUGUCAAAAUCCGUUGUAGUCUAGCUGGUUAGGAUACUCGGCUCUCACCCGAGAGACCCGGGUUCGAGUCCCGGCAACGGAGUUUCUUUUUGGAUAUUCCAUUCGGUAGUCGUACGAUAACCGGUUCUUGGUUCUAUCGGGUCAAUUUAAACAAUUAUUUAUCCCGACAGUACCUACUUGAUGCUUCACUAGAUACAUGCAACACCCCUUUUCCCUUUGUUUAUUUUUUUUCUUUCCUCUUGUUGUCUGUAUGGUUAAGAAACAAGAUAGUUACUGGCCCUCCUCACCUACAUAUGAAAGUACGACUUGGAACUUCUCAUGGUUUAUGAUUAUCACGAUAGUCUUGUUAAUGACAUAAAAUAUUUAAACGUUUCCACUCGUGGAAGUUUAUAGUAAUCUGCAAUCUGGCAUUCCAUUACAAGAACGAAAACUAUCGAAAUAAAAGCAAUAACGAUCAUGAUUGAUGAAACGAACUCACUGAAAACAGAUAAACAACAAAUACCACACAUGUCAUCAUGUCAAUGUCAAACUGCUGAAGCAUUUAAACAAAAUAAGAUAAAACUGGUUGACCAUCCUUUGGCCACAAAGUGAAGUCACCAUGCACAAAACCUAUAACAAGAACCCUAAUAAAUGCAAAGCUUUUAAUAUUUUGCCAAACUUUUGUAUUCAAUGCAGUUAGCUACAUUUUCCUACCCACCUCCCAACAAAAAAAAAUAAUAAUCUCCAUCACUCUUGUUUCCAUCUUUCAAGCCACAUGGCCCUAACCUCUUUCUUCGCCAUCAAAUGUCAACCGCCACAACCACCUUCCUUCCUCCUCCUCCUCCUCCAGUCCCUAUCCCUACUUACAUAACCAGCCUCGGCCUUGGCUACUCCAUAGCCAUAGCUCUUGGUUUCCUCAUCCUCAUCUCCACCAUCAUCCUCUCUUCCUACAUCUGUUGCCGCGCCUCCCGCCUCCGCUUCUCUACCUCCGCCGCAAACUUAGACUCUUCUUUCGGUAACCGUAGCAUAAUCGUCCCAAGAAUCAUGUUCGUAGCCGAUGGCGAUGAUCUUGAGUCAGCUCCUUCUGGUAACAUCGUCGUAGGUGGACUCGAGCAACCGAUCAUCAACUCUUACCCUAAAUUCCGUUACACUAAAGGUAUCACCGUCGACGCAUCAUCAGGUGAUGAUGAACUUCAAGGCGGAGACGGAGACACGACUUGUUCCAUCUGUUUAUGUGAGUAUAUGGAAGAAGAGAUGGUAAGGAUGAUGCCCGAGUGUAAACACUACUUCCAUGUCUCUUGUCUUGACGCUUGGCUUAAGCUCAAUGGUUCUUGUCCCGUUUGUCGAAACUCUCCACUACCGACGCCGCAGUCAACCCCUCAGUCAACACCACAGUCGACUCCAUUGUCGGAAGUUGUCCCGUUGUCUCAAUACGCAGCUGAUCGGAGAAGAACGAGAAGUUAAUACAUUUGUUUUAGUUUUUGUUGGGAGAUUGCAUGUAUUCAAAAUUUUAUUAUUGUUAUUGGAAUGAUAUUAUUCAAAAUAUUGAUUGAGUUGCUUUACUUUACU
This is a messenger RNA of Brassica rapa (field mustard), 2171 nucleotides long. RefSeq names its product RING-H2 finger protein ATL68. Lineage: Eukaryota; Viridiplantae; Streptophyta; Magnoliopsida; Brassicales; Brassicaceae. Gene Ontology annotation, biological process: protein ubiquitination. Gene Ontology annotation, molecular function: transferase activity. The record is from RefSeq and is a predicted model, not a curated record.